Messenger RNA from Nannospalax galili (Upper Galilee mountains blind mole rat), 3994 nucleotides. RefSeq names its product sperm associated antigen 4 (gene Spag4). The record is from RefSeq and is a predicted model, not a curated record. NCBI's taxonomy places the organism in Eukaryota, Metazoa, Chordata, Mammalia, Rodentia, Spalacidae.
CCACUUCGACGUCCAUAAGGGGCAGCCCCAGCUCAGGAUGCGGGGCUGGGGUGGGUGGAAGAGGACCACGUCCUCUCACAAGCACACACUCAACUUCUACAGCGAGAACAGCAGUAGUUCCCACAGCGUGACUACGGAAGACAGCCACGGUGGCCGGGCCUCCGGGCCGGCCCGGGGCUGGAGCGGUGGUGAGCCCGCCGUGAGCCUAGGCGUGCCCGGAGGAGACACGUGGGCAGAGCCUUGGAGCCACAGAGGGGAGACCGCCUGUGGCGCGGCAGCCGUGAGGGGCGGGGCCUAGGAACCGGCUAGGUCUCCCAUAGUCUCUGAGUAGCAGCAGCUCAGCUUACUCCCGACCCUGGAUCUGAGACCAGAGGUGCCUGCCCCGCGUGUGUCUAAGAACUUCCUGAGCCUCCUCUUCCAGGUGCUGAGCGUACUUUUAUCCCUGGCAGGAGACGCGCUGGUCAGUGUGUACAGGGAAGUCUGCUCGGUCCGCUUCCUGUUCACCGCUGUGUCGCUACUGAGUGUCUUUCUGGCAGAAACCUGAGGAGAUGCUUACUUUAAGGUGAAGAGGGCAGCUGGGGUGGUUAACAGCAGCUGGAAGGUGAAGGCCUCCCUGCAGGAGUGCAGGGGGACAGGGAGCCAACCUCACAACAGCCAUCCUCCUUCCUCCAGCCAGUACCACCAGUGUGUGCACUCCCAGGGACAGCAGCUGCAGGCUGAGUUGAAUAAACUCCACAAGGAGGUGUUCAGUGUCUGUGCAGCCCACAGUGAGAGAGUGGCCAAGCUCGUGUUUCAGAGACUGAAUGAGGACUUCUUCCAGAAACCCGACUAUGCCCUGAGCUCUGUGGGUAAGAGACACAGAAAGAAAUGGGAGUCAGUGUCACAGGCAGACCUACCUAUUGGUUGGGAAGGCCUGGGAGCCCCUGAAAAUGACUUCUCCCGGUUCCAAGAGCCUCCAUCGAACUAGAGAAGACAUCCCAUGACUAUGAGGACACAACACUGCCCACUUCUGGAAUCACUUGAGCUUUUGGAACUAUGCCCACCCAUCCUCAGUCAUACUGGAGGUGGGCCCAGACAGGGUCGUGGGGAUGGUAGCAGGAGAGAGCUGGGGUAGGGGCAAGAAUCAGCUCAAUGGAAGCAGGACCAGAACUGAGGUGAGUUUAGCUUUAGGAGGUGCGCUUCUGGAGGCAGGAUCUCACAUGGCCUAGGUAAGGCUCCUGCCAAGCCAUGGAUGAGGUUAAAUAGGAGACCUGGAAGUGCUGGGGACUCACAUUGAGAAUAAUCUGACUAGGCAAGAACCAGGAAUGGAGGAGGAACUCUGGGCCAAGCUGCAGUCUCUCAGUCCAUGCAGUUUUUAAAACUUUAAGACAGUCUUUCAAUGUAGCUGUCUGUCUUCUAUCCUGAUGGUCCACUCCUCCCGAAACUCCACAGCCAUAUGUGUUCCCUGGAAAUUGCUGGGCUUUUGAAGGCAACCAGGGCUAGGUCGUGAUCCGACUGCCUGGUAGUGGACAGUUAGGUGACAUCACCCUGCAGCAUCUUCCCAGCGUGGCACAUACAGGAGGAGCCAGCAGCGCCUCCAGGGACUUUGCAGUCUUUGUGAGUGGGGCCUGAGGCCAAGGAGGUGGGGAUUUUGUUUAGGAAGCACUAGGCAGUCAUGAGAACAUGAGACAAUAUUUCAGUCUUUGUUCAUCUAUAAACUGUACAUACUAUACCUGCCUCAUCUCCUGCCAUAGGUUGUAAAGGAUCCUGAUAACCAUAUCCAAAAGUUAAGUAUGGCUUACUGAGCUCUACUCCGCCCUCAGCACUUCUCCCACAUUAUUUCAUGGCAUCUACAUAACCUGUGAAGUACUGUUGUCUCCUCCCAUCCAAGGAGCAUAGUGGUCUGAAGAGAUUCCCUGCUCAAGGUCAAACCACGUACAACUUUCCAAUGACCUGUUAAGACAGUCUCUCUAUGCAGCCCAGGCUAACAAAGCUCACAGUCCUCCCAUCUUAGCCUUUCUGGUGCUGAUAUCCUGGCUAGUCACAGGUUUUUGAGACAGGGUCUUGCUGUGUGCCCCAGACUAGCCUGAAACUAUGCAAACCAGGCUGACCUUGAACUCAGAGAUGCACCUGCCUCCACACCUGGCUUUACUUGGUUUCUUAGAGCCUACAUUCCACACUAAGCAACUUAACAUCAGAACAUAGAGGAAUUGAACACGAAGAUUCUCAACAGUUUUUUUUUUUCUUCCCUCCCUCUGUGCCUAAUGUUUCUCCAUAUACUCUUCACCCACCAAGGCCUCCAGGUUGAUAUGACUGAAGUUUUCUUGGGAAAAUUCACCUUUGAUGUGCAGAAAUCUGAAAUUCAAACCUUCCACCUACAAGUGUGUUUGCCUGGGGAUGAGAGUGCUAAGGCAGUGAGUGGGCCAGUAAGCACUGACAGGGAAGACAGUCUUGGGAGAGCAGUAGUUGGCAUGAACCAUUUGUCUCCUUAGAAUGACCCUCCAUCUGCCUUCCCCAAGGUGAAGAUUCAGAUUCUAAGCAACUGGGGCCAUCCACACUUCACAUGCUUGUAUUGAGUCUGUGCCCAUGGUGUGCGGACCUCAGAGUGGGCUGGGGACAGUUCCACAGGGGCCAUUGGGGGGGGUCAUUAAAUAUGCUGAUGGUUGGAGCAGAACUAAGAUCUGUGCUAAAGAAAGCUGCUUUGAGGUGAUAUCCAUAGGGGAAAGCUCUGGCUAGCCACGACAGGUAAGUAUGGCAGGUGUACCUCUCUCCAUGUAUCCUUGGAGAAGUCCAAAUCAGUAUUGUAGCAGUUGAUGUUUACAGCGCUUACUGUGUGCAAAAUAUGGUGUUGUGGACAUUCUACAAUAUUCAUGACCUCACUUGAUCCUCAAGAUACAGAGAAGGAAAAUGUUCAGGCAAGAUUCCUGCUCCAAGUUAUACAGCUAGUGAACACAGCAUGUGACCGAGACUGUCUUCAAGAGGCCUCCCCUUCAAUACACAACUGCCACACUUUUGCUCAAUCCCAGCCCAAUGUCUGAAACUAUCCUCAAUUCAGGCAAACUUUCAAAAGUGAAGAUUUGAAUACUUUUAGGAAAACUUGAGUCAAAGAGCUGAAUUAGAUCAGGUCUGGUGGUGCACACCUUCAAACCCAGUACAUGAGAGACAUAGGCAGAUCUCUGUGAGAUUGAGCUGGGGCUACUGGGCUACAGGGAGACCUUGUCUCAAAACAAAACAAAACAAAACUUUAAAGGUUAAAAGUAGACCUGGAAAAAAAGUGGAAACAGAAUAGGAAAGGAGACUAGUGUGAACAAAGAAACAGCAUUGUCUUAGGUGUUAGAAUUAUGUUUCUAGUGUGUAUGUACUGAUACUGGUGUGUGAGGUAGAACUCCUAUCCACCUAUUUAAAUUUGGGUAAUACUGUUUUCUAAUGAAGAGAAAAAAAAUCAUCUCACACCAAGUGUUCUCAAAAGCUAAGGUUAGGGAUUGGAGAAAUGGCUUAGCAGUUAAGAGCACUUACUGCUCUUCCAGAGGACCUAGGUCCAGUUCCCAGUACCCACAUAACAGACCACGCCCAUCCUUAACUCCAUUUCCAGGGGAUCCACCAACCUUCUUCUGGCCUCCUUGGGAACCAGGCACACACAUUAGGUAUACUUAUAUACAUGCCGGCAAAAUAUUCAUACACAAAAUAAAAAACUGGUUAGGGCUGGCAAGGUAGCUUGGCAGUUAAAGAUACUGGCCACCAACCUAACAACUCCACAAAGUUGUCCUCUGUCCUCAAGUGUGCCAUAGCACUUGCACACCCAAACACGUGUAAUAAAAUUUAAGGGCCAUUGAGAUGACUCAGUGGGUUAAGGCACUUGCCACAAAGCCCAAGGACCUGAGUUCAAUCCCCAGGUUCCAUACCAGAGGGAGAGAGUAAACUCCUGUAGGUUGUCCUCUGACACGCAUUUACCAUGUGUGCCAUGGUAAAUGUACCCACGCACAUGCAUGCAGGUGUAUAUGUAAUAAACAUAGUG